Messenger RNA from Effrenium voratum, 2688 nucleotides. NCBI's taxonomy places the organism in Eukaryota, Dinophyceae, Suessiales, Symbiodiniaceae. The record is from the annotation of a GenBank genome assembly.
AUGGCUCUUCUAGCAGCUCCAAAGCAGCGAAUUGAACUGGCUGGUAUCAAGCAGUGGUGGGGCUCCGAAAUCUCGGAGAUCGCGGUGGAUGUUGCCAACGUCGAGGAAUGUGCUCGAGAGAGACUAGGAGUUCCAGGCUGCUGUGACAAUGUUGCUGGCCUGCUGUGCAGAUGUGGAACCUGCUGCAUUCUGGGAGUAGUUGUUCCUUUGGCCCUUCUGUUCAGCAGCGGUGCGUUGAAGAACAGCAUCUACCAAGAAGUCUUCGUCAUCACCGGAGUAGUGCUCAUUGUUCUGGCGCUAUGCUUCUGCUGCUGCAACAUUCGUCGCACCUGUUGUGAAGGCAUUUUCAAUCUACCAGAGCCUGCACCGCUAAUUCCUCCAUUGUCAAGGAAAGUGCAAAAGAUUGUGGACGUGAAACGAGUCUUGCUCGUCUACAACCCCAAUGCGGGGAAGAGGCAGGCAGAGCCCAUCCUGCAACGUGUGGUGUUGCCAGGCCUUCGACAGCGUGGCAUUGAGUGCGAGGUGAUUGCUACAGAAAGAGUCGGGCAUGCGAGGGACAUUGGCAUGACGGCCGACUUAGCUGGGUACCAGGCCGCUGUUACCCUGGGUGGUGAUGGCACUUACCAUGAGUUGGUCAACGGCAUCCUUGCGAGGAAGGAUAGCCAACGCUUGCCGGUAAGCUUGAUCCCAUUGGGCUCAGGAAAUGGCUUGGCUGCGACACUUCGGCAGAACAUGAAGAGACGAGGCGAGGAGAUCUCUGUGUGGACAGAGAUGGAUGCUGUGCUCCAGUGGUCCUUGGAUCGCAUCUCUGGGGGCCGUGUUGCUGCCGUCGAUCUGCUUGAAGUGGAGGUCAUGAAUCGGCGCCUGGCUGCCGUGAUGCAGGUUUACGUAGGCCUGAUGGCCGAGGUGGAUGUCGUCGCAGAGCCACUGCGGUGGAUGGGCCCUGCGCGCUUUGAUGUUGCCUCAGUUUGGAUGAUUCUGCGGAAGCAAGGACAGAUCCUGGACUGCAAGCUCACUUUUGCGGAUGGCACGACUCAUUCCUGCAGCAGGUCCUGCAUCGGUGGGAGCAUUGGCCUUUGCCAGCACUUCGAUGACAAACUGCGAUCGGUUCCGCAGGCGCAACUUGACGACGGCCUUGCCGAGUUCUCAACCAUUUCCACAGAUGCUAGCGUUGAUGAACUCCUGGCCGGGUUCCUGAAACUGGCUCACGGUGCGCACACGAAUGACAAGGUCCUGUGGAACUCCAAGCAGGUCACGGCGCUGGAGCUGGUGUUCGAGCGGCCGGGGCUCUUCAACGUGGAUGGGGAGGUGCUGGAGCACGACGGGUCCCUGCGCCUGCGGGUGCUGCCGGGGGCCGUGGAGAUGCUGGUCGGCCAAGAAGAGGCGGAGACGGCCGCGCCAGCUGAGCAAUCCGCAGAACCAAUCCCUUGGCAAGCUGACAAGCGACGAUGGCGCAUGCUCGGCCUGUUUGCUUUGGGUUGCAUGGCCAACCAGGCAAUGUGGAUUGGCUUUGCGCCUAUAGAAGCAGAAGUGAUGCAGCGCUUCGACGUCUCAUCCACCUGGGUUAAUUUCUUGUCCCUGGCCUUCAUGAUUGUGUACUUGCCCGCCAACUUCCCGGCCUCGUAUGCUAUGGAUGUGCUCGGUUGCCGCCAGUCGCUGCUCAUCGGCGGUGGCCUGCAGCUGGCUGGGGCAGUCCUGCGCUGUGUGCGGCCUGUUGGGCCAGGGGCGCAGCAGCUGGUGAUGCUAGGGCAGAUUCUGGCCGCGUGUGGCCAACCAUUUUUUACGGAUAUGCCCCCGAAGAUUGCCGUGGAUUGGUUCCCUGCGUACCAGCGCGUGAUUGCAGACACACUUGCAUCCCUGUCCAUGCCCAUCGGUGCGGCCAUUGGAUUCUUGAUGCCUACCACACUGGGCUUGCAGAACAUGUUGUACGCGCAUUUGGUAUGGACUGCCGUGUCACUCCUCCUGAUCGCGGUCUUCUUCCAAGCAGUCCCUGACAUUCCGCCUGGCCCUUCGUGCCACGGAAGCCACAAGUCCUUCGGGGCGGAGCUGAGGGCUGCGCUUGGGAAUGGGAAACUAUGGUGUUUGAUCGGUUCGUUCGCUUGUGCCCUGGGCUCCUUCAACACCAUGAGCACGCUGGCGGCGCAGCUGGUGGGCCCGUUUGGCUUCGACGCAGAUGCGGCGUCGGCUUUUGGCGUGGCCACGACCGUGGCAGGUGUGUGUGGGGCAGCGGUGAUGUCGGUGGUGGUGGGUUUCACGGGGCACAAGACGGUGCUGGUGACCUGCUGCGUGGCUUGCGUGAUCUUCGCAGGUCUCGCGUCGGCCACGGUCUUCUACGUGGGUUCCUCCCCAGGCGGCUUUGAGCUGAUGCUUGUGGCAUUCGCAGGCAUCGGCUUCGCCGCCACCCCCAUGAUGCCCAUCUCCUUUGAGGCUGCCGUUACUGUGGGUCACCCCACCGGUGAGGGCACGCUAGCCGGCCUAUGCAUGUCGGGGGGCCAGGUGCUGGGCAUCAUGCAGACGCUGCUUAUUGGCGAGCUGUUGCAGAGAAAUUUGGCAAAAGUUGCCUGGAUACUGACAGGGGGGCUGUUCAUUGUUGCAUUUGUGGCGCUGCUGCUCUUCAAGCCCAAGAAGGAAGCUUUUCGCGUGGAGGAGCCAGCAGAUUCCGAUUGCCCCUCAUCGAGCACAGCCUGA